UUUCAAAGGGACAAGAGUUUACACAUGGAAGGUACUGCAUGGAAUGUGCAUGCGUGUCACGUGCAGUGCAUUUACUGUCUCCUUUGCUUGCAUAACGUGGAGGCUCAUAGUCAUAAGGUGACCUCUUUAUCCGUUCAACGGAAAUUGGAUAAACAAGAAAAGCAUUGUCGAAGCAGCAUGCAGUGUUAAUAAACACAGAAAUGUUAUUAUUUGGUAACCACAAAAAAAGAAGAUAAUAAACACACAGAAGAAGAUAAUAAACACACAUUUUAUCCAAAAAAAGAUAAUAAAACACAACUAUUAAGCAAAAAAAUAACAAAAACAGAAAAAGAAAACUGAAGAGAAUAAUACCUGACGAUCGAGCGGUGUCGACAAGAAAAACAGCUAAUGAUGGAUCGGCCACGAUUGCAUCCCGACGAAGAAAGAAGAUCAUUGGACCCUAAGAUUAGGGAGGGGGGGGGAAACUUUUUCUUUUCUUUUGUUAAGAUACAAAAAUCGAAUUUGUUUUCAAAUUGGAUAAUAAUCCAAUUUAAAAGAAAAAAGAGGAAAUGAUAUGAUAUUCAUAUUAAUGUGAAUAUCAUUAUUAACUGGAGGUUUAAAUAUUUUGUAUUGUGCCAUUUUGUAGUAACUAAUGACUAUGUAUAUGUAGAACGUAGUAUAGUUUAGUAUUCUGAUUUGUAUAAUCAAUUACUAAUAACACGCACAGAAUCACAAAGUCAAUUUAUCUAUGUUUUCACUCUUUUUCACAUACGAGUAUCUUAGCAGAUACAUACAGUUUUCUGUACAUACGUAAUACGUAUAAAGAUAUACUCUUUUAUCGCUAUUUGUAUAGAUAUCGAGACGUUUCAGUUCUGUUCUGACAUAUUCCCCCAAAAAGGAGAAAAAGCUAAAUUUAAGUUACAAGUUUGUUUUCGGUGAAAUUUUCUUCUUGAUGAUCAUCGCUGAACUCUAUGUCUCUCUCUCUCUUCUCUGGUCUUCUUGACUUUUAGUAUUUUCUCUUAAAACAAAGAUUCAAGAACGGAAGACGGAAACAACAACAACAAAAAUGAGCAGUCAAGGAGAAAUGGAGGAGAGUCUACUACGUGUAGGAUCAGACGCUAAGGCUCAGAGCAACAGUAUAGAGAGUCUCUAUCUGAGAGCAAAGGUUUGGAGUGAAGUAAGCAAAAUGUGGAGAAUAGCAUUACCUUCCUCUUUGUUCCGAAUGACUUCGUUUGGUAGCAUCAUUGUAGCUCAGGCCUUCAUCGGUCACUCGUCUGAGUUGGGUCUAGCCGCUUAUGCUCUCCUCCAAAGCACAUUCAUUCGCUUUCUCUACGGUUUAACGGGCGGUAUGUCAAGUGCCACGGAGACGUUAUGUGGACAAGCAUACGGUGCAGAACAGUACCACACAAUGGGGAUAUAUCUACAACGUUCAUGGAUUAUAGACAUAGCCGUGACCACUUUGUUCCUACCGUUUAUCAUAUUUGCCGGUCCCAUUCUCCGUCUUUUAGGCCAAAAUGUUGAUAUCACGAGGACCGUUGAUGAGAUAUAUCCUUGGACGAUCCCUUAUGUCUAUAGCUUAAUCUUCACUAUGACUAUGCAAAUGUACCUCCAAGCACAAAUGAGGAACGCUAUCGUAGGCGUUCUCUCGGUCUUGUCAUUGGCUCUUGACCUCUUGGUCACAUGGUGGUGCGUGAGUUUUAUGGGGAUGGGGAUUGGUGGUGCGCUCCUCGGGCUUAAUGUGAGCUCGUGGGCUUUGGUAUUGGCUGAGUUUGUGUAUGUUUUUGGUGGAUGGUGUCCUUUCACUUGGUCUGGAUUUAGUACUGCUGCUUUUGUUGACCUGAUUCCUAUGCUCAAGCUCUCCAUUUCUUCAGGCUUCAUGAUCUGCUUAGAGUAUUGGUACCUGAGUCUCCUUGUAUUAAUGGCUGGUUAUACAAAAGACGCUAAUAUCGCAAUCUCUGCUUUCUCAAUAUGCCAAUACAUAUAUACAUUGGAAUUCAACAUAUGCCUUGGCUUCUUGGGUGCAGCUUGCGUCCGAGUGGCUAACGAGUUGGGGAAGGGAGAUGCAGCUGCAGUGAGAUUCUCUAUCAAAGUGAUAAUCACAGUAUCAACAAUCAUGGGAGUGAUAUUCUCUGUUCUAUGCUUAGCAUUUUGCGGUCAGAUAUCGUAUUUGUUUACCAAUAGCAAAGAGGUUUCAAAAGCAGUGGAUGAUCUAUCGAUAAUCCUUGCCGUAUCAAUCUUACUCAACAGCAUUCAACCUGUACUCUCAGGUGUGGCGGUUGGAGCAGGGAUGCAGAGUAUAGUGGCAGUUGUGAACUUUGUUUCAUAUUACGCAGUUGGUAUUCCUUUGGGUCUCAUCCUUACUUAUGUUUUCCAUCUCGGUGUUAAGGGACUAUGGUCUGGAAUGUCGGCUGGUAUAGCGAUCCAAACUGCGAUAUUGUGUUAUAUCAUUUACAGAACUGACUGGGAAUUAGAGGUUAAAAAGACAAGCGAACGUAUGAAAGCGUGGAGCAUUCAGCCAUCUCAUGAGGAUUCGAAUCCUAUAAGAGAAGAUGAGAGGAAGUGAGAAGUGAGAAGUGUGUAUAAACUGUUCCCUUGUGUAAAUUCAUAAACAUAUAAAUGCAUAAAUGUACCUACGUUGCUUUAAAAUCAAAUUCAGUUUUUCGAAAA
Brassica rapa (field mustard) is the source of this 2646-nucleotide messenger RNA. Its product is annotated as protein DETOXIFICATION 24. Lineage: Eukaryota; Viridiplantae; Streptophyta; Magnoliopsida; Brassicales; Brassicaceae. The record is from RefSeq and is a predicted model, not a curated record. Gene Ontology annotation, cellular component: membrane. Gene Ontology annotation, biological process: xenobiotic detoxification by transmembrane export across the plasma membrane. Gene Ontology annotation, molecular function: antiporter activity; xenobiotic transmembrane transporter activity.